Messenger RNA from Pyrus x bretschneideri (Chinese white pear), 1847 nucleotides. Its product is annotated as L-ascorbate oxidase homolog. Bases 1 to 1620 code for a protein of 539 amino acids. NCBI's taxonomy places the organism in Eukaryota, Viridiplantae, Streptophyta, Magnoliopsida, Rosales, Rosaceae. The record is from RefSeq and is a predicted model, not a curated record. Gene Ontology annotation, molecular function: oxidoreductase activity; copper ion binding. The transcript is spliced from 8 exons.
AUGAGGCCAACCACUUUCGUGCCGUUUUUCGUCGGAAUUUUUGUUUGCUUGAGUUCUUUCUGCAUCAUUGAUGCAGAAGAUCGAUAUUUGUAUUAUACAUGGACUGUAACAUAUGGAACCAUUUCUCCGUUGGGUGUUCCUCAAAAGGGUAUCCUUAUUAAUGGUCAAUUUCCUGGACCAAAUAUUGAAGCUGUGACAAAUGACAACAUAAUCGUGGACGUGAUUAACAUGUUGGAUGAGCCUUUCCUCAUUACAUGGAACGGAAUCCAACAGCGAAAAACCACGUGGCAAGACGGAGUGCUUGGAACCCAAUGCCCGAUUCCUCCAAACACAAACUGGACAUACAAGUUUCAAACGAAAGAUCAGAUUGGAACCUACUCCUACUUCCCUUCAACUAAACUGCACAGAGCUGCUGGAGGUUUUGGGGGUUUCAAUGUUGCAAAUAGGUCGGUCAUUCCAGUGCCGUAUCCUAUUCCGGACGGAGAGUUUACCCUGCUUGUUGGUGACUGGUACAAGACUGGCCACAAGGAAUUGCAGCAAAUAUUGGACUCUGGCAAAAAUCUUCCACUUCCUGAUGGUGUUCUUAUCAACGGGCUUCCUGAAAAUACAGUCUUUACUGGCGAAAAGGGAAAGACCUACAAGUUCAAGGUUUCAAAUGUGGGCAUAGAAACUUCAAUUAACUUCAGGAUUCAGAACCAUACAAUGACACUUGUUGAAGUGGAAGGAGCUAAUACCUUGCAAGAGGUGUAUGAAUCACUUGACAUUCAUCCAGGUCAAUCCGUGGCUGUUUUGGUCACGCUAUACGGUUCAGUCAAGGACUAUUACAUCGUUGCCUCUACCCGAUUCAUAAAGCCAGUCCUCACGACCACUGGAUAUCUCCGCUACGCUGGUUCUAACACCCCUGCUUCAAAACCAUUGCCAAUUGGUCCAACCUAUCAGAUUCACUGGUCUAUGAAGCAAGCCAGGACAAUCAGAUUGAAUUUGACUGCAAAUGCAGCCAGGCCUAACCCACAGGGCUCAUUCCAUUAUGGAACUAUUCCAGUUGUCAGGAGACUACUUUUGGCCAAUACUGCUACUAAGAUUGAUGGAAUGCUUCGAUAUGCCGUAAACAAUGUCUCCAAUGUUGAUCCGGAGACCCCAUUGCAGCUCGCUGAUUGGCUUAACAUCUCCGGCGUGUUUAACCUCAACACGAUACAGGACACACCUACUCCAGGCCCUGCAGUAUAUGGCGCCUCUGUCAUAGGAACUGCCCUUCAUGAUUUUGUGGAAAUCGUCUUCCAGAACACCGAGCCGAAACUUCAAUCUUGGCACCUGGAUGGAUACAGCGCCUAUGUUGUUGGAUAUGGCUCUGCUGCUAAAUGGACACUAAAUAUGACGAGAGGUUACAAUUUGGACGAUGCUGUACCGAGACACACAGUUCAGGUAUAUCCACUUGGUUGGACUGCUGUGCUAGUCUCUUUGGACAACAAGGGAAUGUGGAAUUUAAGAUCUGCAAUCUGGUCUAAGAGGUACUUGGGGCAGCAAUUAUACAUCAGAGUUUGGAACAAUGAACGCAGCGUUUAUACUGAGAACGAUAUGCCUUUGAACGCGUUGCUUUGUGGCAAGGCCAAGCAGCAGUGAUAGCAAACUUAUUUACCCUUUGAUCAUGUAACUCUCCGUAUGUUCUUUCAUUAUUUUUAUUUUUUAAAUUUGGUAGUUCUUAAGUUUCAGUUACGAGGGUGACUUUCGAAAAAGAAUGGGGAAACAGGCUUAGGAUUGAGGGAAAUAAGAUGUUUCAAAGGGUCAUUGUGUUAGAUUUAUUGCUAUCACAUCCUAUAUAGGAUUCAUUUCUCUUACAUGUUCAUUUU